AGGCCACCCACCACGACUGCGUUGAUCGCGACCGUCUGCCAGGGAAGCUUGCUAGCUAAUGAGGCUGUCGAGCAGACGACAGACAAUUGCCAGCGCCACACGAUGCAGCCUACCAGAUUACUACGAGCCGCCCACUAUGGCGAGAAGCCCAACAUCACGGGCUUCAACAUUAAGAAGUUUGUCGCUGCUGCCGGACAGCCGAGAUACGAUCCGUGGGAGGGCCGAGAAGCAUGGCGCUACAGAGGCCUGAACACUCGGUUUAAUCGGUUCAAGAGGUCGGUGCCCGGGUUCGGCAUCGCGACGGUGGCCUUCGCGGCUUACUGCACGUACGAGCACUUCUUCCUGCAGGACGACCAUGGCCACCACGACAGCGGCCACGCUGAGGAGAAGCACCACUGAAGUCCGGGGUGGAGGGGCGAGGAAGGCAGGGAUUGAGAGGAUGACUACUACCUCUGCUAGUGUAUGUACAUACUGGAAUCUUGGAACUGCAUGCGUCAAAUGGAUGGUACAAGGGACACAAAGACUCGGCCGCAAAAAACACACCCAUUACCUUCGUGCCGUGGAGAAUGCAGUGGUCUGAUAACACCAUCUAACCUGGUGCCCAUACCUGCUAUGUGUGACAUCAGUUAACAUCAGUUGAACAUGUUGAGCGGCCCGGCUGAAAGCGCCAACAGUCGAGCACCGAGGGCGGUGGCUGAGCUACUCGCAAAAUAUCGCCGUCAGAUUCAACAAGAUAGAA
Messenger RNA from Lasiosphaeria miniovina, 739 nucleotides. RefSeq lists its product as uncharacterized. The record is from RefSeq and is a predicted model, not a curated record. The coding region runs from base 103 to 399 and encodes 98 amino acids. Gene Ontology annotation, biological process: mitochondrial respiratory chain complex I assembly; electron transport chain. Gene Ontology annotation, cellular component: mitochondrion. The transcript is spliced from 3 exons. NCBI's taxonomy places the organism in Eukaryota, Fungi, Ascomycota, Sordariomycetes, Sordariales, Lasiosphaeriaceae.